UUACAAAAAUUAGAGCAUAUAAUAAUCAAAAACGGAAAUUGAGCAGUUUUAAAGUGUUCAAUAAUGUGUGCCUGAAAGUUUAAGAAUAAAAUUUGCGUUUUCAAAAGUGUUUUCGGCACUGAAAAAGACAUUUUUCUUCGGGCUAUUUUGCCUUCGUUUGCAUCUGCAGGAAGCGUCACAAUUUAUCUAAAAACGAUUUCAGCGUAAAAAAAUUAACUAUGGCACCGCAACCACUCGAACAGGGUGGAGCCGUUACUAGCUUCAUCCCUACCGGACAGGAAAUGACCCAGCGACAAAAUCUAAUUCCGCUGGGCAGGCUAAUCGACUUUAUCAUCCAGCGAACGUACCAUGAGUUAACGGUACUGGCGGAGCUGCUGCCCCGCAAAACGGACAUGGAGCGCAAGAUUGAAAUCUACAACUUUUCUGCUAGUACUCGGCAGUUGUUUAUUCGCCUUCUUGCUUUGGUAAAAUGGGCUAAUUCAGCAUCCAAGGUUGAUAAGUCGGCUAAAAUCAUGGGGUUUCUUGAUAAGCAAUCACUUCUGUUUAUCGACACCGCUGACAUGAUGUCUCGCAUGGCUCGCGAAACAUUGGUCAACGCCAGAUUGCCCAAUUUUCACAUCCCAGCAGCGGUGGAAAUUUUGACUACAGGAACCUACUCGCGGUUGCCAUCGAUCAUUCGGGAACGCAUCGUGCCUCCGGAUCCGAUUACCCCUCUGGAGAAACGACAGACUUUGCAGCGACUGAAUCAGGUUAUUCAACAUCGAUUGGUCACGGGAAAUUUGCUUCCGCAGCUGCGAAAGUUUAAAAUCGAAAAUGGUCGCGUUACCUUUAAAGUUGAUCAUGAGUUUGAAGUUUCGUUAACUGUUAUGGGAGAUGGACCGAACAUUCCCUGGCGUUUACUUGACAUCGACGUGUUGGUAGAAGACAAAGAAACUGGAGAUGGUAAAGCAUUGGUGCAUACUCUACAGGUAAACUACAUCCAUCAGUUGAUUCAAGGUCGUAUCGUGGACAGCCCGGAUGCGUUGGCGGAAGUCUAUAAUUGUUUGCAUUACUUCUGUCAAUCUCUGCAACUGGAAGUUCUCUACACACAAACGCUUCGAUUGAUGCGAGACAGAUUAGAUGAUAACAUUCAUGUUGACGAAUAUAUCCCUGGGACAAAGUUGACUGUUUCAUACUGGCGUGAACUAACUAAUAAGGAUCCAAAAUCGGAGUUAGGAUAUCGUUUGAUGAUUCAAACGGACCAGAACGAUACAACCAAACAAUUGGCUAUUUUACAUAUUCCUUCGAUUGGCAGUAAGGAGGCGGACAUUGCUGAUCGCGCCGUUCGGUCCGAUCUCCUUUCAAUGGAACGUCUUCUUGUACAUACUGUUUACGUCCGUUCCCUAGCUCGUUUGAGCGAUCUAAAAGCUGAAUUCCAACUUUUCCUAAAGGACGUUGAUUAUAACAUUCAAGGAACACCGGCAAUGCUUACGGUUCCGGUGCUGAGUCCAUGUCUACGGGCAGAGCAAAUUUAUAUAACUGUCGAUACACACACCGGGAUGUUACGCUGUCAUGUUCCAAAACAUUUAGAUUGUCCGAUUAUGCCGGAAAUGCAGCUAGCGCUAAACAAUGAUCGUAGCAAAUUGCAACACUUGGUUUCGGAAUUGCGCUUUUGGAUUACGCAAAGACGCUGUGAGAAAACCCUUCAACAUUUGCCAGCCACAACACAGGAAAGGCUUCCACUGGUGUAUCCCGCUGGCCAUCCUAUCGAACGAAUCAAUCCACACAAGGUGUACAUUCAAUUAUAUCGGCAUUCGAAUGUUAUACUGAUUGUCGAACUAAAGGAACGUGAUGGUUGUCCCAAUGAAAUGACCUACAUUUUCUAUUUGGUAUUGGUUAAGCCCUCUUCGGUGGAAGAUAGUCAAUCGCAAGAUGCAGACCAUCACUCAUCUAGCGGAACUGUUGGUUCUUCCAGCCAAUCUGGCCCCGGAUCGGUGCCCUCUGGGGGACCGCCGAGUGUUUCAAGUACAACAGCUGGUGCUAUUUCUUCUUCAUCGGCAAUUGUUACAGCCGAGCAUGACGGAAUGCCGAAAAUGUAUCUUAAAGUACAAUCGUUAAUCGAAUUCGAUACAUUCGUUGCCACCCAUGGUCCAGGCACCUAUGUAGAGGAAACAGCCGGCGGUAUGAAAAGAAAGCUACUGAGCGGAGAAGGUAAUACUCCCUGCAAACAGCAAAAAACCAUCUACCCGGCGUAUUUCAUUCCGGAAUUGGCUCACGUGGUGGCAAUGUGUGACGAGAAGCUACCAUUUGUGGCAUUAGCCCAGGAGCUUACUCGCCGCAGAAUACCACACGGUGGUUUGCAAGUCGAAGCCAAUGCUACAUCUUUGGUGCUUAAACUGUUGACUUUACCACAACCGAAACCUCCGCUCGUGCCGGCAACAGUGGCAUCCAACAGUUCUCAAACUCAGGGCAGCAGCCAGGAUCAAAAACCGCCGGUUGAACCGAAAGUUGUUAGCGUACCGAAAAUUGAAAAGGAUGUCUGGAAUGCGCUUCUUGGACGAUUGCUUUCGGUAUCUGUUCGAGCUCAGAUUAAUAAAGGUAAUCAAACACGAUUGUGGACCACGGAACUGGUAUUCUAUGGCACUCCGUUACCGAGCACUCAUCAUAAAGAGCAAGGAAUGAGAAGAGCAGUCUACUUGCAGUAUGACAUGCUCCCGGUAGAUUCAGUCGAUCGUAUUGUGGAUAUGAUAUUGAACGAUUGGUCGAAAAUCGUCUAUCUCUAUACACUUGUGCAUGAUUUUCGCGAGCAGAUGCGAAACGACAAAUAUAACCUGCAUAAUAUUGUAACCAUCAAAUCUUACAGCUACACCAGUUUGCUUCUGGCCUAUGGACCGAAUAAGGAAGUCAACGUUAAUAUUUACUGGGAUAUUGAGGCAAAGGAGUUUAAAAUGGUGUUCACGGGAGGAAACAGUGCCAUCAAUGCCCAUUCGAUGAUGCGCGAUCAGCUGCAGACACAUUUGAACCACAAUUACGACCUUGCUCAGAUUGUUCAUUUACUGCACGAGACCUACCAACCAUUAAGCUCGAUUGCUAAGUUACCAAUCAUCCCGCAUUUGGCGAUCCUUCAGUCGCCUAAGAUACCGGUUCUAUCUUUCUGUAUUAUUCCGCAGUCACCAACUCUGCUGAGGAUAUCCUUUCAAGGAGUUUAUUGUCUGGAAAUUCGUUUCCGUGGCAGUGGCUUGUGUUCGAUUCGAGAUGGUGCUUGUAGUCGCUUUGAUCGCAGUCACGUGGUCGAAGAAUUUACUCCAACUCAAGGCUUGAAAGGUUUCCUGUCUAAAUACGUUGAUGAAUCUGCUGUGUACCGAAGACGAUCGCAAUCCGAAGAUGAUAACCCACCAUCGCCAAUCACAAUGGAAGAUCCUCAUGGGGGACCGUCUUCGGUUGGAUCCGCUUUUCUAGGCGGUGGUGGUAUGCGAGGUCCUCAAAGUCCUCGCGAUCCCGGCCUACGAUUUGCUGCCCCUCUUACACCGCCAUCUGGUUCGAAUCCGCACACGCCGGCCUCACCGCAUCCCCAAGGAAUGGGAGGGGGCAGUCAAGGCAGCCAAAGUCAUCCCAAUUUCAACAUGACUUCUCCACCAGCUUCGCAUAUGCCACAUCCGUCACCAAGCGGAGGUCUCAUGCCAUCGUCACCGUUGAAUCCGCAGCCGAGUCCCAUGGCUGCUCAUUCGCCCGGCCCCAGCAACAUGCCAUACAUGCAGUCCCAUACUGAUGGAAGCCCAUUUGCAGCUUUGUCGCCAGCUGCUUCCAACUGGCCAGGAUCUCCCGGAAUGCCUAGGCCUUCUCCACGUCCCGGGCAGAGUCCGGACCAUAAACCACAAACAACUCAUCACAACACGUCCCGUGUCCUCCCGGCACGUUCGUGGGCUGGUGCAAUGCCAACACUGCUGACACACGAAGCAUUGGAUACUCUUUGUCGUGCAACCGUCCAUCCACAGAAGGAAAUUCCUGGCCCGGAGCUAAGUCCUUUAGAACGGUUUCUCGGUUCGGUUUUCAUGCGCCGGCAGUUGCAGCGAAUCAUCCAACAAGAAGAGAAUCUUACAGCUAUCACAUCCAACGAACCGGGAGUCGUUUUAUUUAAAGCGGACUACCUGCAGUAUCAGGUGUUCUUGAAUCCGAACCACAUGCAGUCGCUACACAUGAAGAUUUCUCUCGCCCCGUUGGGCCCUAUGGACAACAAGCCGUCAUACCAGUGGACUCCAGAAGAUCUACAGAUUCUUGAACAAUUCUUCGACCAACGAGUGGCCGCUCCUCCCUAUCGGCCAGCCGUCGUUACCAGUUUCACUCGCAUGGUAAAUCUCCCCGCUCAGGUGCUAAAGGAUUUUAUUCAAAUUAUGCGACUGGAUUUACUACCCGAGCUCGGUCAAGGAAACAAAUGGAAUGUACAAUUCAUCCUGCGUAUGCCUCCAUCGGCGACCCCAAUUGUUCCGGUUGGAACCACCACGAUCUUAUCUCAUCGACAGAAAAUUCUAUUCUUCAUCCAAAUUUCUCGGGUACCCUACCUGCCAAACAUGGAUUGGAAGGACACAGUUACUAUGCUGCUCCCGAUGGUCUACGACAUGACAGUGAACCACACACAACUGGCGGAACGUCGUGAACAGGUCACGCAACAACUGACGAGUGCGGUCAGUGCUCAUCUUCGACGAUUUGUCGAGUGUACUGUGCUCCAACCCGGGGAAUGUUCCCUCUUUCCUGCUGUACGAGAUUUACUUAUGAACCUAACACUUCCCAAUGAGCAACCACCGCCAGGACAGAUGCCCAAUCAGAUCGGUCCGAUGGGUGGUAUGGCUCCAGGAGGCGGUCCUGGCCAAAUGGGUGGUCAAAUUGCGCCUUCGCCCGUUGGCGCACAGGUUGUGUCAAGUCCAAAUACGAUGAUGCACUCACCGAUGCAAAUGGGAGCUGCCGGACAACAGCCGAACUACGGUGGCGUGCAGUCGGGAGGUCCCGGAGCUGGAGGACCAAAUUGAGAAGUACUUGAGUGGAGGUUCUAGCCUGUGGGCCCAUGCGAACGUGCGAAUCCCAAGAUUAUACCACCAAAUGGUAACGUAUGAGCAGGGAUAAAAUAAUAAUAUCAAAACUUAGCUACUAGUGUCAAACAUCGUAAAUAGUUUUUCUCUGAAA
This is a messenger RNA of Sabethes cyaneus, 5157 nucleotides long. RefSeq names its product mediator of RNA polymerase II transcription subunit 14 (gene MED14). Gene Ontology annotation, biological process: regulation of transcription by RNA polymerase II. The record is from RefSeq and is a predicted model, not a curated record. NCBI's taxonomy places the organism in Eukaryota, Metazoa, Arthropoda, Insecta, Diptera, Culicidae. Gene Ontology annotation, molecular function: transcription coregulator activity. The coding region runs from base 219 to 5003 and encodes 1594 amino acids. Gene Ontology annotation, cellular component: core mediator complex; mediator complex. The transcript is spliced from 6 exons.